This is a messenger RNA of Lottia gigantea (owl limpet), 381 nucleotides long. RefSeq lists its product as hypothetical. NCBI's taxonomy places the organism in Eukaryota, Metazoa, Mollusca, Gastropoda, Lottiidae. The transcript has a single exon. The record is from RefSeq and is a predicted model, not a curated record. The annotation marks the transcript as partial.
UGGUAUUAUCAUUUUAAACAUAUCAUUUUCUACAUAUCAUUUUGGUACUAUCAUUUUAAACAUAUCAUUUUCUACAUAUCAUUUUGGUACUAUCAUUUUAAACAUACCAUUUUCUACAUAUCAUUUUGGUACUAUCAUUUUAAACAUAUCAUUUUCUACAUAUCAUUUUGGUAUUAUCAUUUUAAACAUACCAUUUUCUACAUAUCAUUUUGGUAUUAUCAUUUUAAACAUACCAUUUUCUACAUAUCAUUUUGGUAUUAUCAUUUUAAACAUAUCAUUUUCUACAUAUCAUUUUGGUACUAUCAUUUUAAACAUACCAUUUUCUACAUAUCAUUUUCGACAUAUCAUUUUGGUAUUAUCAUUUUGGUACUAUCAUUUUAA